Messenger RNA from Salvia splendens (bonfire salvia), 522 nucleotides. RefSeq lists its product as uncharacterized. NCBI's taxonomy places the organism in Eukaryota, Viridiplantae, Streptophyta, Magnoliopsida, Lamiales, Lamiaceae. The record is from RefSeq and is a predicted model, not a curated record. The transcript is spliced from 2 exons. Bases 46 to 522 code for a protein of 158 amino acids.
UUCCCUCAUGCAAAAAUCAAAUCAAAUCAAAUUUAAAUAUCCGCCAUGGCCGUGGACCUUGUGAUGAACUGCAGAAACAGCAGCUUCGUUUCUCAAUCGGUGGAUAAAUUCAAGAAGGUGAUGUCUUUCGUGGGGUGGGCCCGGACCGGCCAUGCCCGGUUCAGGAGAGCCCCCUUCUCCCGGCCCCGGGGAAGAGAAGAUCUACUGCCCCACCCCCAUCCAGCAGGUUCCGGCGGUGGAGAACAUGAGCUUCUCUUACUCCUUUGUCGAUUAGCCGAUUUCUUCUUCCUCCGCCUUCAAGAGGAAGUGCUCUUCGUCGGAAAACGCCAUGUGCUCCAAGAGGAAGGGGUUAUUACAAGUGUAGUAGUGUACGAGGCUGUCCAGCUCGGAAACACGUGGAGAGAGAUGUGGAUGAUCCAACAAUGCUGGUCGUCACCAAAGAAGGAGACCACACUCAUAAUCCCUCCAUCGCUGAAACAUGUACUGCCAUCAUCUUACAAUCUUCUUAAUUUUAUCAACUAA